Molecule: messenger RNA, 606 nt
Organism: Arctia plantaginis
Lineage: Eukaryota; Metazoa; Arthropoda; Insecta; Lepidoptera; Erebidae
Source: the annotation of a GenBank genome assembly
AUGAAUAAAUUCUUCCUUUCAAUGUUACUGGCUGUCAUCUGUGAAGUUGUAACUGCAAGGCGAGUAAGAACACUCUUCGAUCCGUCAAAAAUGAGAACUUUUGAAAUGCCAAAAUCUUGCAGUGGCAUGGAGUUCUGUUUCGACGAUGAUAACUACCCCAUCGACAUUGUUGAAGAACUCCUAAAGGAUGCAACGAGCUUGGUCGUAGGAGCUGAGGAUGACGUAGGGAUGAUCGGAACAUACUCAGACCGUCAAGGAGACUCAUCAGAUGAAUAUGACUGCCAGUCUUUGUCCAGGAAUGAUCCUAUCUACUAUAUUGUUGAUGAGGAUGGCAGAGACAGAGUAGUUGUGCAGAUGGAAAGCAGAUUCCAGCAGCGUUUUAGCGUUAUGUGGUGCGAGCAAGAAGGAUCAAUGAAGACCAGAACCGAACACUUUUUAGAAUCAAUGGUAUUAAAAUACAAAAUGUAUUGCCAAAACAGAUAUGUGAAUUAUGACUUUUUGGUUCUAAGCAUGGAACCCGGGUACGAUGGCAAGUGGAAAAUGGAGAGAGCAAGAACUAAGUCUGGCAUCCCUGUCUGUUGCACCUGUAGAUACGACAAGUAUUAA